This is a messenger RNA of Ylistrum balloti, 2077 nucleotides long. Its product is annotated as tRNA (cytosine(72)-C(5))-methyltransferase NSUN6-like. Gene Ontology annotation, biological process: RNA methylation. Gene Ontology annotation, molecular function: methyltransferase activity; RNA binding. The coding region runs from base 1 to 1383 and encodes 460 amino acids. The transcript has 11 exons. NCBI's taxonomy places the organism in Eukaryota, Metazoa, Mollusca, Bivalvia, Pectinida, Pectinidae. The record is from RefSeq and is a predicted model, not a curated record.
AUGGCCUCAUCAUGUUCAAGCGCUUGUCUACUACCACCGCUUCGCUUCGUUACUGAUGUUCACGGCUAUAUAAAGAAUUCACUGUUGCAAUCAUUGCAACAAUCCAGUUCUCAGGAGGAUGGAUCUUCCCUGUUUGAAAAACUUCUUGGCCAACUUGGUACACCCCCACUGUUCACCACCCUGAGAACCAACCCGCUGGCAGGGAAAAACCAAGAAGAAUUACUCGGCACUGUGAAAUCAGAAAUUUUGAAAAAUUACAAGCAAAAGGGAUGGAAGGAGCCUUGCAUCUACUAUCAUGCUGUGCUGAAGGAUCUCAUCAUUGUAGAGGGAAGGGGACCAAACCUGGAUCUGCAAAAGUAUAACAAGCAAGUUGUGGUUGACUUGGCAUGUGGAAUGGCAGUGUUACGUGGGGCUGAUGUGUUUGCACAGGGAAUUAUGGGAUGUUCAGUAGGAAUGCGUGAAGAGGAUGCUGUGUCUGUAUUUUGUGAUGUUGACAGUACAUGUUUAAAGGGAGCAACAAAACUCCAGGAAGAAUCCAUGAUGUUUGUAGGAAAUGGCAUUGCUUGUGUCAGCAGGGAGAAACUAUUCUGCUCAAAAGAAAAAGUUUGUGGUGUUGGUAUCUCUAUGACACAGCCAUUAUAUGAAGCCCCCAGUCUGACAGAUCUGUGCUCUGAUCUUGUCUUUCCACAAAAUCUUCCGUCUGUUGUUGCAAGUCAUGCUCUCAACCCCAAACAAGGGGAGACCAUCCUGGAUAUGUGUGCUUCACCUGGUGGAAAAACAGUGCAUAUAGCUACACUUAUGGCCGGAAAGGGCCGUCUGAUAGCUUUAGAUAAAACACCAGCUAAAAUUGAUAAAAUCAAGAAAAAUGCUGAAAACUGGAAUAUCAAUUUUAUUGAGACCUAUCCAUGUGAUGCGAGACAUGCAUGCUUAGACACAGCAGAUAUUGCAGGGGGGCCUCCCUAUCCACCAGAUAUGUUUGAUCGUGUCUUACUGGAUGGGCCUUGCAGUGCUCUGGGCCAGAGGCCUUCCAGCAAGAACAAUAUGUCACUUAAGUCUUUAAAAUCUUAUCCUAUCCUUCAAAGACAACUAUUUCAUCAGGCAGUGAAAUUACUGAGACCAGGAGGAACUCUAGUGUACAGUACUUGUACCAUCACGAUGGAGGAGAAUGAGGAACUAGUCGCAUGGGCAUUACAGACAUUUUCCUGCUUGUCCUUAUCCAAAAUGGAGCCACAUCUAGGAAGUGCAGGACGAGUAUGUGCAGGCCUUGGUGCAGCUGACAGAGACAAGCUACAGUUGUUUCUACCUGGAUGUGGUGACAAUACUUCACCAGAAAAUGACACUAUUGGAUUCUUUAUAGCAAAGUUUCUGAAAUUACCUAGCUAAUUGAAACAUUUCUUGUUUCUGGUGUUUCAGUGUCAAAGGCUUUGAAUUGUCAAAAUUGUUCACUCAAUUUUGAUUAUGUGCAUGUGCUUUAUAAUCAGUCAUAUAUGUAAAAUGUACAUAAAUUUCUCAAGGAAGAAAUAAAUAGCUAGCAAUUAGAACAACAUGCUUUGAUUGGUGAUAUUUUACUGGACUUGUAUCCAUGGUCACAUGGAUCAGAAUUGUAAAAGAAAAAAACACUUAAGCAACUUUUGAUAUAAUGUAAUAUUAAUAAGAAUACAAAACUAUGGUAAUUGGCCUGGAGCUUGCUGGCAUUGAGAAAUGAUCUUGUUCAUGGUUGUCACUUUGUCAGAUUUGUGAAUCCUUUUGAUUUACAAGAGGACCAAGUUUAUAUAACAGGUAAUAACUAUGACAUUCAGCUUUUUGUUGUUAGAUUUUUAUUAAGAAAUCAAUUUAAAACUUCAUGACCAACAUUAAUUGAAAUCUUGCAGGAAGGGAUUUACCAAUUUCAGUGGAAUACAGUUUAGGCUGAAGUGUAAACAUGACUGUUUUAAAGUUAAUUAGUGUGAAUUUGAUACUGAACCACUUUUAAUGUGUGAGAACUAAAAUUUAAUGUUGUGAUGACAAGAUCACUGCAGAUGGAUGCACUCUAUGCCCAUAUAUACAUGUAUAUAAACAUGCCUUUUAGGCCUUUUCU